AUGGGGCUUAGGGUGAAUCAUGAACGUGACAGUGGUUGGGAUAAUCUUUCUUCUUUAGAUUUCUGUUGGGGAAUCAUCAAAUUCUGCACCACCAACAUCGGAAAAAAAAAGUCAAGCAAAAUAUCUUAUUGUGAAACUGAAUGUGAAACUGAAACUAGAACUGCAAUUCCUGAUGUUGCAUCCAUCACCGCAUUCAUGAACCAAGUUGCAGGACUUGUUGAGCUAGUGGAUUUGAGAGAUAUAAUGGAGUUGUAG
Messenger RNA from Lactuca virosa, 255 nucleotides. NCBI's taxonomy places the organism in Eukaryota, Viridiplantae, Streptophyta, Magnoliopsida, Asterales, Asteraceae. The record is from the annotation of a GenBank genome assembly.